GGCACGACCAAAGUCACCUAUAGAAAUUGAGAGGGGAAAAAAGUAUUUAAGAAAUUAGCUCCUAAGUUAUCGUACACAAAAUAUGGUCGGUAGUUUGAUACCUCUACUCCGUACCGGUCGCCAACUGCAAUUGAAAUGUGGCUGGUGCAGAAAGAUGGCGUACGUGGCUGGUGUGGAACACCCCCCAAAAAAGGCCGAAAAAGGGCGAGAAUAAUACGACGGGCGACGUGGAUCAAACCGAUAGAACGAUUAUCACCACGCUUCGCAUCCGGUCGCUAUCCAAUCCCCUUUGGACUUCCGGUUCUCUCUGCCAUGCUAGCGAUGAUCCCAUGUUCUGUGCGGAUCGUCGAACGUCCUAUCUAACAUCAUGGAAUCCCCCUUAACCCAGCAAAGUAGACCCGACUACUUCAAACCUAAGAUCGUGCAACUAUACGAGAACCUAUUCCAAACGUCUGAUUAUACAGAGCCCUCCGAGGGGUUUUGGAAGGAAUUCUUCUUGUUGCCGCCUGAUCGUGCGCAGCUCCGGUCCAUCUUGGACCAGCUCAGUCCCGAUGAGACUCUGAACUUGCAGAUUCAAACCCAACAACUUUUUACUCGCGCAAUUCGUGAGGCAGCUUCAGGCAUCAAGCCGGUGGACUCCUAUGCGCUCGAGACCUUGAUGGUCUUUCUAGCCUGUGUCUUGAGGAAGAAGUAUACCAAUCCCAGUUCGGACAUCAUCACCGUUCUAGCCGGACUUGACGACGUGGACCAUGUCAUCUCGCACUUCGUUAGCGUGUUGGAUGGCAUCAUCCGCAAUGGUGGCAACUGUGACAAGUAUAUUGACCCUCUUGAAGUUGAGUUCCGAAUGAAGGCCAUCAAAACUGCCAUUGCCAUGAUCAGUGGAGCAUACAAGACUAGUCUCGUCUCUUACUUCACACAUCGUGACCUAUUCCCGUCACUCAUGAAGUUUGUACAAGACUCGGAGACUCCUAUUCAAGGGUUCGAGCCUUUUCUCCUUCUGGGGCUGUUGGCAAAUUACAACAAAUUUGAGUUUCAGAACCCCUACCAGCUCCGACUUGAUGACUUCGUCAAUGAGGCAAGCAUUCGCAAAAUCGUCAACGGGGUCGGUCUCUCUUGUGGCGCCCUGAGAAAUGGCUACGUUGCCGUGCAGGAUGACGCUCCCGAAGGGUGGUCGUUGAUUAGCACUCUGAUCUACUUCGGAUUGGGCGUGCUUGCGCCCAAUAGGAGAGACCGCUCUAGUCCUCCUACUGCGGAAGAGACAAAGGAGAUGUUCACAGCACUACCUGCUCAACAGGCGGCUAUCCUCCUAGCUACCUACGACUUUACGAAUGCGAACAAGCUCUUUGGCUAUCAUCUCAUCACCUCUGGCCCUGAAAAGGAGAACGAGGAGACUCCGUUCGCGACCUUUCUCUCCGUGACAUCCUAUCUCCUGCAGCACGCCUACCGAUCACCCCGGGUGGCCCAAUAUGCCGAGCUCAAUCUCUUCACUCUACGCAUUCUUGCCGAGGACUCCUCCUUAUGCAAGCAACUCUGCACCGAGGACACCAAACGAAAGAUCCGUCUCUGUCGACAGAGGCAGCCCUAUCUUCCCCUAGUCACCGGAGACCGCGUCCUUGCAACCGCCAUCUUUGACAUGAUGAUCGACACCAUCUCCCACAACCUUCGCCGACGUCUAGACAUCAACCUCUACAGCCAAGCAAUCGCGAUCCUCCUCCGCCUCUUCACAUACCUAUCCAUGAACAAAAUCCGCCUCAACUACCACUGGUCCGAGCUCUGGCGCACGCUGCUCUCCCUCAUGCGCUUCCUCACCACCUACGUCUCCGACCUCUCCGGCAGCCCGCACAUCGACACGCUCGCCACCACGCUCGUCGACCUGAUCGCCUUCUGCGUCUCCACCGGCGACACCUUCCUCCCCGACCCGGCCUCCUACGACGAUCUCUUCUACAAGCUCGUCGAGACCGGCCCCAUCAUCUCCAAAUUCCGCGACGUCUAUCUCGUCAAGCCCUCGUCUUCCACCACGACCCCCUCAAAGGCCGACCCCACCACCACCACCACCAAAGACGUGCACAUCGCCGCCAUCGACACCCUGAUCUCCGUCUCCACCCACUUCUACACCCUCCUGUUCAACCCGGAUCAGAGCGCCGACGCGAAGCCCAACGCCCAAGGCACGGCGCCCAUCCCGGCCACGCAGAAGAAGAACCUCAGCCCGCGCGAGGUCCACCGCAUCAUCAAGCAGGGGUACGAAACGCUGAGCAUCCAGUCUCCCGACGGGCUGAGCGCCUGGACAAGAUACCGCGAGACAGACUGGAAGCCGGAACUGAAGCGGGUCGCGAGAUGUGCGGUCGACGAUGCGAGGCAGUUGGUUGUGUAG
Aspergillus steynii IBT 23096 is the source of this 2371-nucleotide messenger RNA. Its product is annotated as ARMH3 family protein. Lineage: Eukaryota; Fungi; Ascomycota; Eurotiomycetes; Eurotiales; Aspergillaceae. Gene Ontology annotation, cellular component: cytosol. Gene Ontology annotation, biological process: regulation of Golgi organization. The transcript has 8 exons. The coding region runs from base 368 to 2371 and encodes 667 amino acids. The record is from RefSeq and is a predicted model, not a curated record.